Messenger RNA from Cuscuta campestris, 5809 nucleotides. Lineage: Eukaryota; Viridiplantae; Streptophyta; Magnoliopsida; Solanales; Convolvulaceae. The record is from the annotation of a GenBank genome assembly.
AUCUGCAAAUGGGUUCCUAGUACAGAAGAUAAACAUGAUAGCCCCCUAGCUCUUAUCUGGGUAACUCUCAAAGACCUUCCUUUUUUCCUUCUUGACAAAAGAAAUCUCUUUUCUGUUGUUAAGGUCUUUGGGAAACCAAUCAAGCUUGAUGAAACCACAGCAAGGGGAGGCUAUUAUCAAACAGCCAGAGUUCUUGUGGAAAUGGACGUAUCCAAACCUAAACUCUCUUCCAUCAAGGUUACUUGUAACUACUGGGUUAGAAACAUCACUGUGGUUUACGAUCAACCUCUUUAUUGCAAAUCCUGUAAACGUUGGGGACAUUGUUGCACCUCCCCGUCAACCGCCAGAAGAGUCUUGACCGGUGGUGAACUUCAGACGGGAGACAGGACCACUAAUCGUGGGUCCUUUGAGUGGACUAGGGUGGAGCGUAAAGGGAAAAAACCCAUGCACGUAAAUACAAGGAAGAGGGAGCCAACCCGCUUGCAAACAUCCAAUAAAUUCCAGGCACUUGAAGACAAGGAUUCUGCUGACAUUAUGGUUGGAGCUGGCCCAAGCUCCAUUUUCCAACCUUCAGUUAUCCCUAAGGCUAUUACUUCUUUGGAGGCGAGCCCAAGCACAGGUAAAGUAGGAAUUUUUAAUGACAAAAUACCACUUCAAACCCUUGGCUCGAUCUCUCCAGGGAACCCCUCUUCCCUCCUCGUGAAGCAAACAGCACUGGAACAUACAUCCACUCUGGACUCUCUUGGUCUCCUUUCCACAUAUGCUGAUCCUGAAACCCCUUGCACCCCUGUGUGCAUACAUUCCGAUGGUGAAGAAAUGAAUUCCUUCAAACUCAAAUUGGGUAUGACCCAUGCUGCCUCCUUCCUUCAUAACCAACUCUGGAUUUUCUGGAUGGAACCCACCCUCACUCUCCUGCAAACUGUGGAACUGGAACAGGUUGUUCACUGCCAUUUCAACUCUCCCACUUCUCCUAGUCCUAUCUGGAUCUCCUCUAUUUACGGGAAACAUAGUAGGUCCUCCAGAAAGACUCUUUGGGAAUCUAUCUCGAAAUGUAACCCUGGAACACAGCCAUGGAUAUUGGGUGGGGACUUUAAUUGCAUCCACAAUAUUGAUGAACACAAAGGGAACACCGAACCUUGCCACAACUCUAUAGAAGAUUUCAGGAAUUGCAUGGAAGCCAACAAUCUCCUUUAUCUCCCCCCUUCUGGAGGACAUUUCUCAUGGAGUGGUUCUCGGAGUAGUGGAAAGGUCUGGAGAAGGCUGGACCAUAUCUUCUGUACUCAACCAGUGCUUGAUCAGUUUCCCACUCUCUCAUUAGAAAUGCUUAGCAAAGGUAGCUCGGACCACAGACCCUUACUGCUGAAGUACUCCCUUAGCUCCUUUUCUGGACACAAACCUUUCAAGUUUCUUAACAUGUGGACUUCCCAUCACUCUCUAGAGGCUACAAUCGGGAAUUUCUGGGAAAGCAACAAAACCUUUAAUGGAAUGCAAGGUUUAGCAAAUAACUUGAAGGCUUUGAAGCCAAUCCUUAUCAAAUGGAAUGGAGAGGUAUUUGGGAAUAUUUUCCAAAAACUUAAGGAUGCCGAAGCCUCUGCCCAAACAACACAAACCUUUUAUGAAGCCAACCCUUCCCCUGACUCCCUAGUGGCAGCUAACAAGGCUAAUGCUGAGUUAGUUUUAAUUACUAAAAAGGAAGCAGAAUUCUGGCAGCAAAAGGCAGGUAUCAAAUGGAUUAAGGAAGGUGAUGCUAACUCCAAGUUCUUCCACAACUUCGUUAAAGGGAAAAGGUUAAGGCUUCAUAUCUCCUCUAUCAAAAAUGACGAGGGGAAGAUCUUGGAGGAUAAAACUGAAGUAGCUACAUUUACAGUUAACUUCUUCACCAAGUUGUACAAAGCAGAUUCUGUCUCUGGUGAUCCGCACAUUUUUAGCUUUAUCCCAAAACUUAUCAAUGAUGAGGACAAUAAGCUUAUCUGUACCCUACCUCUAGGGGAGGAAGUCAAGAAGGCAGUUUGGGACUUAAAUGAAAGCAGUGCUUCAGGGCCAGACGGUUAUAAUGGAGUUUUUUUAAAAACUUUUUGGCAUAUCAUCCAGCAAGAAGUGAUUCGGGCUAGCCAGGAAUUCUUCUUGGGGCUUCCCGUCCCGAAAUCCUAUGGAGCCACGUUACUUACCUUGAGUCCCAAGGAGGACAACCCAAAAAGUCUGGAGGACUAUAGACCUAUCUCUCUAUCCAACUUCAUCUCCAAAAUUAACACUAAGAUAUUAUCCAACAGGUUGAGAAACCUUCUGCUGAAACUGAUCAGUCCUGAACAAAGUGGCUUCCAGGCAGGUAAGGGAGUUGAUGAGAACAUUUUAUUGGCUCAAGAGAUGAUCCAUUGUUUGGAUAAUAACAGGGGGAGUGCCAAUGUUGCAAUAAAGGUUGACCUUUCCAAGGCAUUUGAUAGACUCUCCUGGAAAUACCUUGAACAGAUUCUCCUCUCCUUUGGAUUCAGCCCUACUGCUUGUCACCUCCUCAUGCCAACUCUCAAGGCCACACACUUCUCUAUUCUCAUUAACGGUGUCCCCCAGGGCUUCUUCAAAAUGGAGAGGGGAAUCAAACAGGGGGACCCCCUCUCCCCCCUGCUCUUCAUUCUUGGCAAUGAGGGUUUAAGCAGAAUGAUCAAAGCUAAAGUGGCUGAGGGAUUUCUCAAAGCUUUCAACACGGGGAGAACUCCUCCUCCCUCACAAUUAGCUUAUGCAGAUGAUAUCAUUUUUUUCCUUAAUGGCCAUUGCAGGAAUUUAUUAAAGUUUAAGGGACUUCUUGGUAAGUUCCUUGAAGCGCCUGGACACCAAAUUAAUCUCAACAAGAGUCUCUUUUACACAGGAACUAAGGUUCAGCUUGCUAUCAAGGGCAAUAUGGGGAGGGCACUGGGAAUGAGAGAAGGGAAACUCCCCAUGUCUUACCUGGGAGCAACCAUUGGCAAAGGAAAGAUGAAAAAGGCACAUUGCAAGAAAAUUAUCCUGCACUUUGACUGCUACCUUAAUACUUGGUUUAGUAAGGUUCUAAAUCAAAUGGGAAGGCUGAUCCUCAUCAAACAUGUGCUUAGUUCAAUUCCUCUUCACAUCCUGGCGGUCCAACAAAUGCCCAAAUCUGUCAUGGACAUCCUAAAUAAGAAAAUGCAGAACUUCUUUUGGGGCUACAGGGACGGGAAACCCAAAUAUCACUGGAAAAACUGGAAAAGUAUGUGCUACCCCACCAUUGAAGGAGGGGUUGGAAUUAGGCACCUCGAGGAUAUAGAGGCAGCAUACUCCUCAAAACUUUGGUGGAAGCUUCGUAAUAAUGGAGGUUUAUGGGGAGAAUACAUGAGGCACAAGUACUGUACACAAACCUUUUGUGAAAGACCAACGGACUCAAUUACUUGGAAGAGAGUUUCUAGAAUUCACAACUGGGCAUUGCAACAUGUUGAUAACUCCGAGGGUGCAGAUACAUGGGAAGGAGAGGAUUUCUCUAUCAAAGCAGCAUACAAUGCCUGGAGAGACUCUAAGCCUCUCUCAAUCUCUUGCAAGAUGAUUUGGGAUAAAACCCAAAUACCCAAGAUCAAACUCUUCCUUUGGAAAACCUUCAACAAUCUUCUUCCUUUCCCAAAUAAUUUGUCUAGAUUCAACAUGGCAUUACCAUCAAGGCCCAUCGGCCAAUUGCGUUAUAUGUCAAUGGCGGAAGGCGAGCACAUAGAUCUCGAUAUCAAGGGGCUUAGUCUCAUCGGCGAUGACGCAUCUGAGAACGAUGAUUUCCUUUUCACCUUGUCCCCUCCGCCGCCGCUCAGGCCGACCGAUAAUUGCAAGGAUUUGAACUCAGAAUUGUCCAGAACUGUGUAUGUUCAAGAAGAAAAGGAUAUAAUCAAUAACGUCAACCAGUCCGACAUGUUCGCUGAACUACAUGUAUCAGUGGAGCCAGAAAGAAGCAGAAGGAAAGGAAACUUGAAUUUACGCAAGAGCCUAGCAUGGGACGCUGCUUUCUUUACAGAUGCAGGUGUUCUAGAUCCAGAAGAGUUAUCUUCCAUGGUCAAGGGAGCUGAAAAAAACACACUGCCUAUGAUUGAUGAGAAUGUUGAUAAAUCUACAGAUACAUUAUCAACUCUAGAAAGUGAUAAUGUUCCACUCGAACAUCUUGAGGCUGAGUUGUUUGCAGACAUUAGAGCAUCAAUACAGAGAUCCAACAAAACCUCUGGUUCCAGGAAAGAAACAUCUCCUGAGGCAGACCCUGCUUCAAAAAAGGCAGAUGCCGCUUCAAGAAAUGUGCCGAAGCCUAAACUCCUUCCUAAAAGAAUCACUGGGACACACACACUGGGAAUGCCAAAGGGCCAGCAGAAACCCACUGAGGGAAUACAAGGCUCUAGGAAAGGUGUAAAACCGGACAUUCCACGUGCUACAAAGAGUGUCACCACUGUCGCCAAAUCUGGGGACUCGACAUCAUCAUCUGCUAAGCUACCAAAAAUGAUGUGUAAGGCCAAUCCCAUCCCGGCACCAAUGGCGAAAAGGGCUUCUUUUAGUGCUAAUCAACUUAAAAUUGAUCAUGACAGUUCAAAAACAAAUACUGUUUCUGGUAAAGGAAUGCAUCCGUCAAAAACAUUUGACUCAAGUAAUGCCACCAAGGUGUUACCAAAACCUACAUUGCCUUCCAAGUCCACAUCUAUGAGAUUUUCAGCUGCAACCAAGAUGCUGUCCUCAAGAUCUUCAAGUGAUAGUACUACUGGAAGUACUUCGUCUGACAAGGCAGGAAAACCUGCUUUAUCUGCUUCCAGAAGGAAGGUGCUUACAAAACAGCCUGUUAGUCAACCUUCUUCUGGAUCAACACUAAAAACUCCAUCAAAGGCCCCAUCGAAGAGCAAAGUGUCGACUGGAAAUUCUGCAGUCUCAGCUUAUAUUAUGUCUUCGAAGAUCAUCAAUUCAAACAUAUCUCCUGCUAGUUCUAUAAGUGAGUGGUCAUCUGUUUCAGCAGCAUCAUCAUCAUGUUCAAAUCUCAAUACCAGGUCAAAUAAGUCGAGGGCUAGUUUUGAUACUAGUUCUUGUAGAUCUUUGGAGAGUGUCGUUACUAGUCAGGACAUCACAAACUGGUCUAGUUCUCAGACCUCAGAAAAACCAAAUCAAGUAACAUCGCCAAAAGAAAAUCCAAUGAAUGUUCCAACAAAUCCACUAAUGAGACCAUCAGGCCUGCGGAUGCCAUCCCCGAAAAUUGGUUUUUUUGAUGGGGCUAAGUCAGUUCGCACACCCAAUGGGACUAGUAUGCAUUGCCAUCCCAUACAAAGCACCGCAAUGCCCAAAAUCGGGAAGGCCACUCUACGCAGUCCAAGUGGGAGGUCAGAUAUGAAAUCCAACAAGGUCACACUAUUGAAUGCCAUUGAUGAUCCAACAGAUAAGAAAUGCUUUCCCAGCUUUGCUCCAGAAGUUCAUCAUAAGACAAAAGAAGCAACAAUGGAACGUGCACUAGAUGAUGUACUAUUUGAUGCAGUUAAUAAUCAUGGUGGAGACAAAGACAUUCUAAAGAAUGAAAUGUGUGAAAAUGGAAACGUGAAGGCCAACGUGAUUGACAUCAAGGCCAUUGAAGAGAAGACUUCUCAUCCAUUCACAAUGAACACUGAAACCAUGGUAACUGGGCUUGAAGCUAGUAGGAUACCAUUUGCUGACAGGAACUCUGGAAAUGGUAAUUUUCUUGAUUCCUCUCUGGACGCAUCCUCCUGGAAUUGAUUACAGAAAACAAUAAUUUAUAAAUCAUUUGGAAUUGGAGUCUCCCCUACCCCUACUAGUUCCAUGUCAAUAUAGCUUGCUCCUAUCU